Messenger RNA from Spirometra erinaceieuropaei, 2450 nucleotides. Lineage: Eukaryota; Metazoa; Platyhelminthes; Cestoda; Diphyllobothriidea; Diphyllobothriidae. The record is from the annotation of a GenBank genome assembly.
AUGAGUCCGCUCACUCUGGCAGCCUGGAAUGUUCGUUCCCUUUUAGACCACCCGAGGAGCAACCGACCGGAACGCCGGAGAGCGCUAGUGGCCCGUGAACUGGCGCGCUAUAAACAGGGCAUUGCCGAACUCAGCGAGACUCGAUUCUCCAAGCAAGGCCAGCUGGAGGAGGUGGGUGCGCGCUACACCUUCUUCUGGAGUGGUCGCCCCAGGUCUGAGCAACGAGAUGCAGGUGUCGACUUCGCCAUCCGGAACGACAUCAUGGGGCGACUGCCCUGCCUGCCGCAGGGCAUCAACCGUCGCCUGAUGAGCCUCCAUCUGUCUCUCCGGGGAGGGAGAUCCGCCACCAUCAUCAGCGCCUACGCCCCGCCGAUGACCAGCCCCGACACCGCAAGAGACAAAUUCUACGAGGACCUGCACGCCCUCUUGGCGACUGUGUCGAAGGCGGACAAGUUGAUUGUCGUUGGUGACUUCAACGCCCUCGUCGGCACAGACCAUGCUGCCUGGAGAGGAGUUCUGGGUCCCCAUGGUCUCCGCGACUCAAACGACAGUGGUUUGCUGCUUCUCCGCACCUGCGUAGAACACUGUCUUAUCCUGACGAACACCGUUUUCUGUCUGCCGGAGCGAGAGAAGGCCACCUGGAGGCACCCUCGGUCGCACCAAUGACACCUACUGGACUAUGUCCUCGUCCGGAGGCGAGACCAGCGAGAUAUGCUGGUGACAAAGGCGAUCGUCGGCGCUGAUGGGUGGACCGACGAUAGCCUCGUCAUCUCGAAGACGCGUAUUCGCUUACAGUCUCGCAGGAGACCACAAGGUAAGCGACUCCCAGGUAAGAUGAACAUUACCUUGUUGUCUAUGCCCGCUCACCAUCUUCAUUUCAGCAAUGAGCUGACUCAACGGCUUAUCAACGUUCCCAUCGCUGCCGCUGCCGCCGCCGACGCCUCCGACGCUGCCGAGAACGCCUCCGUGGAGAACCGAUGGUGUCAACUGCGGGACACGGUCCAGUCAACGGCACUAGCCGUCCUCAGUCGCGCACGCCGCCAACACCAGGACUGGUUCGACGACAACGACGCCGUCAUCAGCAACCUGCUCGCCAAGAAGAACCGCCUACACAAAGCCUACGUAGAUCACCCCACUGAGGACAACAAAGCUGCCUUCUACCGCAGUCGCCGACAGCUUCAACAACGACUGCGCGAGAUGCAGGACGCCUGGACUGCUCGCAAAGCUGAGGAGAUCCAAGGAUGCGCGGACCGUAAUGAGUGGAACAACUUCUUCUCCGCGAUCAAAGCUGUCUACGGUCCGCCGACGAAAGGCACCGCUCCUCUCCUCAGUGCCGAUGGCAGUACCCUCAUGACCGAGAAGAAACCAAUUCUGCAGCGAUGGGUCGAGCACUUCCGAGGCGUCCUCAACCGCCCCUCCACCAUCUCCGACACCGCAAUCGCCCGCUUGCCGCAAGUGGAGACCAACGUGGACCUCGACCUCCCACCAUCUCUCCAGGAAACCGCCAGGGCCAUGCAGCAGCUCUCCAGCGGGAAUGCGCCCGGAUCGGAUGCGAUCCCUGCUGAGGUAAUAAGCACGGUGGUCCCCUGCUCAUGGAUCACCUGACUGCGCUCUUCCAGGAGAUGUAGCGUCAAGGCGAAGUCCCGCAAGAUUUCAAAGGCGCAACAAUCGUUCAUCUCUACAAGCGAAAAUGGAACCGCCAACUCUGCGACAAUCACCGCGGCAUCUUCUUGCUGAACGUCACCGGGAAGAUCUUCGCUCGCAUUCUCCUCAACCGUCUCAAUAAUCAUCUGGAACAGGGCCUUCUACCGGAAAGCCAGUGCGGCUUCCGUCGUCAUCGUGGGACCACGCAUAUGAUCUUGGCCGCCAGUCAACUUCAGGAGGAGUGCAAGGAGAUGCGGACUCACCUGUACUCUACCUUCGUGGACCUGACGAAAGCCUUCGACAAGGUGAAUCGUGAAGGACUGUGGAAGAUCAUGCAAACAUUCGGCUGUCCGGAGCGAUUCACUCAGAUGGUGCGUCAGCUGCACGACGGUAUGAUGGCGCGAGUCACGGACAACGGAGCUGUCUCAGAGGCAUUCGCAGUGACCAAUGGAAUGAAACAGGAAUGCGUGCUGGCGCCUAACAUGUUCAGCCUUAUGUUCUCUGCCAUGCUGAUGGACGCCUACCGUGAUGAACGCCCCGGGAUCCGCAUCGCCUACAGGACGGGCCAUCACCUUCUGAAUCAACGGCGGAUGCACUUCCAAUUGCGCGUAUCCACAACCACCGUUCACGAGCUUCUUUUCGCCGACGACUGCGCCCUGAACACCACCUCCGAGGAGGACAUGCAACGGAACAUGGCCCUCUUCUCUGCCGCCUGCGAGAACUUCGGUCUGGUCAUAAACACGCAGAAGACGGUGGUCAUACACCAACCACCACCCAACACAGCCACUCCUCCAAACGCGCCGUAA